Molecule: messenger RNA, 759 nt
Organism: Platichthys flesus (European flounder)
Lineage: Eukaryota; Metazoa; Chordata; Actinopteri; Pleuronectiformes; Pleuronectidae
Product: C2 calcium-dependent domain-containing protein 4C-like
Exons: 2
Coding region: 69-647 (192 amino acids)
Source: RefSeq, a predicted model, not a curated record
AUCCAGCUGCUCCAGUUCCCCUCAGACCCGGUGCGUGGACCGCUCUGCUCCUCUGGGUCCUCAGGAUCAUGUCUGUCGUCAAAUCCGGAUCAUCUCUGCGGACUCUGCUCCUGACUCCGGAACGGAUCCCGGACUUCCUCGUCCCGUCCCGCAGUCUGCGCCUCAUUUUGUCGCCUCACCGGAGCUCGCCGGACCGGGUCAGACUUCUGUCAGACCGCGAUGAGGACAGUGCGGGAGCCAGUCCCCCGGAAGUCCCGCUCCGCCCCGCGGCCUCCCCCCGGUUGCUGCUCCGCCUGCCGCCAGGGGUCAGAAUCCCGCGUCGCUCCGCCGCAGCAGCGGCAGAGUCCUCGGACAUGGACGUGUCGCUGCCGCACGUGGAGAACGUGACCACGCCCUACGGCUUCCGGGCCGUGCUGGCCAACAGCCCGCGCACGCACCGGAACGAGUCCCUGUUCCACCGGAACCAGCCGCUCAGCGUGACGGUCACAGACUCCGAACAGCUCCCGGUCCCGGUCCCGGUCCCGGUCCAGGCUGGUCCCGGCAGGUCCCGGGUCCGGGCCGUUAAGUCACUCGGUCUGCAGGUGAUGAAGGAGCUGAGGAUUCUCAGUCCCGCCGCCAGGAGGAGCCAGAGAUCAGAGGAUCCAUGAUGCUGAAUGUUUGAGCUCCAUGGUUAGCGCAGACUCUGCCCCCUGGUGACCAGUUUGUGUAAUUUUAUCUUUUACUGUGAUAAUGUAAAAUAAAGUUUAAUGUUAGAACUAA